Rhincodon typus (whale shark) is the source of this 6470-nucleotide messenger RNA. It is a transcript of the gene slc67a1, whose product is annotated as solute carrier family 22 member 18. Gene Ontology annotation, molecular function: transmembrane transporter activity. The transcript has 10 exons. Gene Ontology annotation, biological process: transmembrane transport. Bases 299 to 1501 code for a protein of 400 amino acids. NCBI's taxonomy places the organism in Eukaryota, Metazoa, Chordata, Chondrichthyes, Orectolobiformes, Rhincodontidae. The record is from RefSeq and is a predicted model, not a curated record.
GCACGCUAAAUGCGCGCUCAAUAUUGCAUAUUACUGUAGGCAAUGGCGGGCCGGAUAGAGGGAUAUUGAGUUGUUGUGUAAACCUUCUGCUUGCCCGCCUUGUGGGAUGGUUAGUACCGCUUCUCUGCUGUGUACUGUUGUUUGGGAUUCCCACCGGUCAACUGGUGCUGUGUGCCGGUACGGACGCUCGCCCACCUUGAAUUAAAUGUUUAUUCAGCCAGGCUGAUCAUAGAGGCACAGGAGUUUGAGGUGUGCAGCCAUACAAAACAGAUAGGAACCCCGCCUGCGCUUGGAGAUCAUGGCAAUUCCAGAGCAAGGCAGUAAAUCGGGAUUCGUCAUCCGGAUAGCUCACAUCAAUAUGGCUCUAUAUUCCAAUUGCUUCUGGAUCCAGACUGGGGUCAUGCUUUAUUUGUCGAAGAGACUGAGGAUGGAUACAAUCAUGUUUGGUUACCUUCAGACAACGUUUGCUGUUAUCCAGCUCCUGGGAGGACCCUUGUUUGGCAGGUUUGGUGAUUUAUUUGGGGGGCGUGCUGCCCUAUCGCUGGCGUACCUCUCCUCGGGGUUUGCCUACCUUCUGUUGGGUCUUUCGACGAGUGUGCCACUACUUUUCCUUUCCAGAGUGCCCACAGUCUUCAUGCAUGGGAUGCAAGCUGCUCAGAUGAUUGUGACUGAUCUGUCUUCAGAGUCAGAACGGGCAGAUGCCCUGGGGAAGCUUGGUCUGUCAUAUGGUGUGGGGAUGAUCAUUGGCUCUACAACUGGUGGUUUGCUGAUCUCUAAUUAUGGGGAGUCAUUCGCAGCCUAUACUGCAGCAGCUGGAUCUGUCCUUAACACCAUUGUAGUAAUGAAAUACAUCCCAGCUGAUACCAAAUCUAUAACUUUGACAAAGGAGAACAAACCAGAAAUUGCUCGCAGUAAUAGCAUCUUCAGUGUGAAAGAAAUCUUAAGACUAUUAAGUAUUCCGGGAGCUGCAGGUGUCCUUGUAAUUAAAGCCAUCACUGGAUUGCCAAUGGGAGUCUUCCAGAGUAUGUUUUCAGUUGUUGCUAUGGACCAUUUCAACUUACGGGCGGAGCACAAUGGCUACCUCAUGGCUUACAUUGGUGUAUUGCAAAUGGUUAUGCAGGGUCUAGUGGUUGGAUGGCUGACUCAGCGAAUUGUAGAAAAAACCCUGCUUCUCUGGUCCAUUCUGCUGAUUUGUCUGUUGGGUUUGGCUAUGGCACUGAUGACAAACAUAUUCCAAUUUUGCCUCACUUGCAUCCCGAUGACUCUGGGAAUUUCUGUUUUCUACCUCACCACGAAUAGUAUCUUAACCAAAAUAGUUGCUCCCACAGACACUGGUGCGAUGUUGGGAUUUAAUAUGUGUGUUCACUCUCUCAUUCGCUCAGUGUCUCCCACUAUUCGAGGCUUCCUGUUUGAAUCGUAUGGAUUUUCAUCCUUCGGAUAUAUGCAGUUCCUGGUCAAUUUGCUUGUCUUCUUCUACAUCUUGAUACACAGUGCCAAUUAAAAAUGUCAGAGUGGCAAUCAACAGGGGAAACACUUUAGCAAGUAAAUUGACUUCCAGAAAUGGUCAGGGUUCAGAUGAAGUCUAUCAUUAGAUUAGAAGACAUGCAGUAACAACUAAUUUGUGAAUAAUUUUGUCAUCUAGCGCAUCAGUAGUUCUGCACCACAGCAAUUAUGCAAUGAGAUGGCAACGUGGUAGCUUAAAACACUGUGCUGCCAGUGACUUGAUCCAACCUGAAUAUUUUCUUGAUAUUAAGUAGAACAAAUGGGUAGAUAAAAAACAAAUUUUGGUGAUUGGGAAAUCUAGAUCUGAGAGGCAUAUCCAGAUCUUUUUAGGAAUGAAUUUCAGAAACACUUUCUCACACAUGUUUGCCGCAAAUAAAAAAUUUGUGCUAGGUUAGUUUUACUUUAAAUCUGAGAUGAACAGAGUUUUGUUAACCAAAGAUAUUGAGGAAAUGUGACAUAAAAACAGUGAAUUAGAUUACAGAUUCACCAUAAUCUCAUUGAAUGCCAGAACAAGAUAUCUACAUAGUUUACUCCUGUCAUAUGUUCCUGUAAUAUAUUUUGAGAAGAUCUCAAAUUGGAAAAUUACACAUUGUAAGUGAGAAAGACUAACAAAAUGCCAUGCGAAGUCAUUUUGCGGGCCUUCCUGCUAUCAUACCAUUUGUCCAAGGUUGGCCCAUCCAUCUGAAGCCAAAAUGAGCCACUCUAGUGGCCAAUUAAGAGCCUCUUCCCUUCUUUGCUGUCACCUUGCCCACUGUGUAGGAAAAUCUCCACACCAACUGGCAGCCUCCUAGUGGGCUGUGGUUAGUGGGCUCUCUUUUUCAGACCCUCUUUUCCCAAUGAGGGGCUCCCAGAUUGCAGUGGCUGCCCCCGCAACAUCAACACCACCUGCUCUUACUGACCCCCUUCCCUGACACAAAAAAUAUUGCUGAGGCCUGUCUUACUGGCCCACAGACCCCACUUGUCUGGCUACAUGAAUGCAUAAUCAUUUCUGUGUCCUUUUUCCUCAAGGUGCCACCCCAGCAGAGUCCACACUCUUCAGCUCAAUGCUGAGCUUCUGACUCUCUGAUAGAGCCAUCAAUAAAAUGUGACCCUGGGUCCCACUGCCCUCUGAAAUCCUGUAAUUUUGGCCUCGGCAGUGGGAGCCCUGUUGAGUCGGGAAAUUCCCAACCAUAAAGUUUGUUUUUGCUAAUUAUAGAUAUCUCUGGAAUCCAAGAAUGUCAGUAUACAGCUGGUGGUUAUUUGAAAUCCAGAAUGAUAAAAAUGCUAAAUAUAACAAAGAACAGGACAGAGCCAACAUGAUCAUUAUAAUUGGAAUAAAUGCUGAUCAUUCAGAGGCAGUCACAAUUUAAGUGCUGUUGUGCAGUAUUUCUGUCUUAGAGCACAAAUGGGGACAGUGACGUUACAGUUGUGCUAUUGAGUUAGCAACCCGGAGAUAAUAGGUUUUCACCAUGGCAUGAAUUCAAUACAUUUCUCUGAUGGGACCUGUUCAAAAAUGACCACCAGGGUUGAAUUAAAAACAAAUAUUGGAAAGACUGAACAGCUAAGACAGCAUCAGUGCAAAAUGGAAAAGAUUACACUUACAUUUCAAGUCUCAAUCAGAAUUGCUGAAAGCUGAAUUUUUGUAAUUAAAAACAGUGAGUUCUCUACCUCCCUCCUCUACCCAGUCUGAUACUAAUUUUAGUGCCUGGUACCUGGCCACAAGACAAAGACUGAGCCAGCACUGCCUGUGUUACAAGAUCAAUUUCUAAAAGUUACAUUGAAAGUUAAAAUGGAAGCAGAUCCCCAAGUUAAAUUCAUGCCUCAUAAACAGUGAUUGUUCAGGCUUUCUGUUCCUACAGAAUAGAAGAAAGGGGACCACACAGCAACUGACAAUUUAAUUACAAUGCUAUAAUGCUUUUUGUAUGUGUUUGACCAGGCUUUUAAUCUAAAGUUGUAAGACAUAAUAGUAUCACUUCACUACUGGUUGAUGUUAAAGGUACUAGCUGCUAGAUUUGCUUAACAGCUGCUGGUGCACAAUGUCAGUACUAGUAAUGACUCUUGCAAUGACAAAUGACAAAUGCCAAAUGACUACUUAUGCCUGGUAUAGUCAGACUUAAGUUCCAGUAUUUCAAAUACAGAGCCUUCAAUUUAGGAUUGCCAGUUGUUCAGGAUUACCCUGGAGUCUCCAGGAAUUGUGGAUUAAUCACCAGGACCCUGCUGAAAAAUCAUUUGGUGCUCGGAUAGUUCUACAUCUUAUCGCCUCAUUUAUCAUAGAAUAUACUGGAUAUGGAUCUAUACGGCUUUUUGAUUAAUCAGUAAUCAUCUUAUCAGGUAUCCAAGAUUCUGUUCACUUUCCAAUUGGUGAAUGAAGCUGAGGUGACCAAUGGAUUGAGGUUAUGUGAUUAAAUCUCCAGGAAUACAUCCAAUCACAGGUGGUAGUCUUACUUGAACUGCCUCAGUCCAACUCACUGAAAUAUCCUUCCGAGUCAUCUUAUCUCUCGACCUUUGAAAACUGCCUCAAAAUUCACUUCUGCGAUAAAGUUCUGUCACCCUUAAACUGUUCUUCAUGAUUUGGCUGCCUGUUCUCUUAUUUAGAUAAUUUUGUCGCCUUUUGACAUAAUAGCAGUCUUCAAAUGGAGGGUACGUGAUGAUAUGUAUUUGCAGUGCAGGCAAGAAUUGUGUAAGUUCAGUAAGCACUGUUGGGCAUGCUUCCACGAGGCCUGUUGAAUGUAUGAGGUGUGCGGGUUAUAAUGUGUUGGGCCAGUGCAGAGGCUGAGUAGAUGUGACACGCAUAGCAAUUUAGAUGCGCCAAAUUUAUUUAAACCAUUCAUUUUCUACACAGUUUAACCUGAUCUUCAUAGGUGAAAAUGCUGUUGGCUUUCUCUGUUUGGGCCUUCCGGCCAGAUCUAGUUUAGCAAUUCAGUCAUGCUAGAGAUACCUGUCAUAAAGAGAACUUUCUAUUUUGCUGAGGCAAUUAUAUUGAUUUUUCAUUUGAUUUCAGAAUGUUUUUCUUAAUGCAGCAAUACUGUAAUACUGAGCAUGGUGUACUAUGGAAUGCCCUAUAUAUCUUGGUUUGGGUCAAGGGGACAGGAGACGAACAUCUAUGGACUGAGGUGGAUUCAUAACUCUCCCCCUUGUAUCUCAUGCCCAUCUCCGCAUGAUUACCCAAAUGGGUCAGGUUGGAGGAGAUCAAUUUUGGAAGCUGUGAUCUCUAAUAAAGCAAUAUAUGCUGUCUCCCAGAGCCAGAUCUUCACACCAGAUUCAGGACAAAAAGAAAACACUGAUUUGGACUGACAAGGUGGCCACUCAACACCCUCUAUCUUCUUGAUAUUCCCAACAACAGCUGGAGUUAUGAGGUAAAUUUUGCAUCCAUCAAAACAAAUAUACAGGUCCUUGUUUGCCAGGAGAAGCUUCUACGUUGUUUUCCCCAUGAAAAACAGUCAGUAGUGACAGAACACUUUUAUCAGGCAGCAGGUUUCCUCACAGGGUACAGCAUGAUUAAUGGCAUAUCUGGCCAUAUGAACACUCCCCUCUCAAUUGUACAUGCUUCAUGAACAAAAAGCAUACUGGUUCCUUUAAUUAUUGUAUAAGUGCAUGUCAUGGGGCUUUUAUUUGUUAAUUGCAUUUCAAAAAUGGUUGGUAAAAUCUAAGAUCAAUAAAUGGGUGGUUCUUCAGGGAACAAUAUUGUCCCCUUCAAAAAUAGAAAUUGCUGGAAAAGUUCAGCAGGUCUGGCAUCAGCUGUGGAGAGAAAUCAGAGUUAACAUUUCAGGUCAAGUGACCCUCAGAACUCCCCUUCAACCUUGGUUUAUGACCCCUCAGACUGCCAGGAUAGAGCUGAAAACUGUUGGAAAAGUGGUUGAGGCCAUCACCAAGGAUGUUCUAGAGCCAUCCCUACAAUUAGGGGUACCAGCAAAAGUCUCCAAGACCAUUGUGGUUUGUUGUCUCUUGUACGUCUUUGUCCAAUGCAAUAUUACCAUGGAGCAGUUGAAAGAGAAACCCCAGCCUCAUCCAGUGGCAGAAGAAGAUGUUGACCCAAAAAGCUGAGAAGAUGCAUGUAAAACCUGAAUUUCUGACGCAAAGAGGCAUAACUUGCCAUUUACAUAUCUGUUCAAGAUUAAAUGAAAUACACAAAAAUUGUUGUUAUGUGGAAGAUGUGUUUGGCUCCUGUAGAACAGUCCGGGAGAAGGGAAUUGAAUAAGGGAGGGACAGUGGCAGUGGCAGGGGUUGAGUAGCUGGAGAUAUGACUGGUAGAAGUGAACCAGGAUUGCUCAUUCAGAAGGCCAGCAAUUGCCUCCUGUACUGCAACAUUAUGUGAUUCUAGGAUGUCAUAGGGAGAAUAGAAAGCAGAGAUGGGGGGGAGUGUUAAGAGAAAAUGUAUUUGAUGGUGGUAUGCUGUUUUAGGUGAUAGAUGAUCUGAAGAAUGUGCAGGCUGCUUGGAGGAAUGUGAGGAGAAAGGAGGCCCUAUACACUUGAGAGGGAAGUGAAUGCAGGAUAUAAGAAAGAUAUGGUUGAGAAGGAUCUUUUUAAUCUCUGUAGUGGAACUCAUGCUAUGGGCUAAAAGGAACAAUAUUUCAAAAGCUUUGGUGUUUUCAGAGGAGAUGCGAGAGACAAAGAAUGGAAUUUGUGCUGGAUGUAAGUCAUGAUCCAGGUGAGACCUAUUUAUUCAUUAUGGUUACAUGUGGUUGCACACUACAUUGAGGGUGUAAACCUUAGGAGCUUUGAAAUUUCUACAUGAUUGUAUAAAUGAAAAUGUGUAUAUUCUGUGGUUAAUUAUUGCUUUUGAAAGCUGUAUGAAGCACAAUGGAAAUUAGCCAUGCCUUCAAAUAUGUAUUCAUUAAUAAGACCAGCUUGUCUCCACUCCUGAUUAUUUAUUCAUGUUCUAUACAUCCCAUUUGAUCAUGCUCUUGUGAUGUAGACUAGUAUUAAGUAUUUAUAUCUGUUGCAAAAUGGCAGAAAUAAAAUUUUGACAAAUAAAUUUAUAGUAUGGA